GUUGAGCCCUAAAGUGAGAUGCCACCUUGCACACCUGUUGGAGCUGAGCACAGCCUCGGCUCCGGGACAGCAGCCCGCCCUUUGUAACGUGCAUGUGUUUUCUUUGAACGUUACAGAUGCGCGUAGACCACACAGCUGCUGAAAUGGUCUGAGUUCUGCGUCUCCUUUCCCAACAAUGAACGGUUCAAAACCGCCGGUCCCGUCUGGAUUCGGAAUCUUUAAAAAUACGACCUGCCACACAGAGAAAAAGAUUUCGGUAUUUUUUUCCAUAAUCUUCAUGACAGUGGGGAUUUUGUCGAACAGUCUGGCAAUAGUGAUUCUCAUGAAGGCAUAUCAGAGAUUUAGGCAGAAAUCAAAAGCAUCCUUUUUGCUUUUUGCAAGUGGCUUGGUUGUCACCGACCUCUUUGGCCAUCUCAUCAAUGGAACCAUUGCAGUGUUCGUGUAUGCAUCUGAUAAAGACUGGAUUCGAUUUAAUCAGUCAAACGUUCUUUGCAGUGUUUUUGGCAUAUGUAUGGUAUUCUUUGGUUUGUGCCCUCUCUUUCUGGGUAGUGUGAUGGCGGUUGAACGUUGCAUUGGAGUCACUAAGCCAAUAUUUCAUUCUACAAAAAUGACUUCUAAACAUGUGAAAAUGAUGUUGACUGUGGUAUGUCUCUUUGCUGUUUUUAUUGCUUUUCUGCCUAUUCUUAGGUUGAGAGCCUAUCAAAUUCAAGCAUCACGGACCUGGUGUUUCUAUAAAACAGAACAUAUUGAGGACUGGGAAGACAGAUUUUAUCUCUUGCUUUUUUCUUGCCUUGGGUUACUGGCCCUUGCCAUUUCAUUCUUGUGCAAUGCGGUGACAGGAGUUACUCUGUUAAGAGUUAAAUUUAAAAGUCAACAGAGACAAGGCAGAUCUCAUCAUUUUGAAAUGAUCAUUCAGCUAUUGGCUAUAAUGUGCGUGUCUUGCAUUUGCUGGAGUCCGUUCCUGGUGACAAUGGCCAAUAUCGGAAUAAAUGAAAAUCGGUCACUGGAGACAUGUGAAACAAUACUUUUCGCUCUUCGAAUGGCAACGUGGAAUCAAAUAUUAGAUCCUUGGGUAUAUAUUCUUCUAAGGAAAGCUGUACUUAAAAACCUCUACAAGAUUACAAGGGGAUGCUGUGGUAUGCACAUCAUGAACUUGCGUAUGUGGGAACUGAGCUCCAUCAAGAAUUCUUUAAAGGUUGCAGCAAUUUCUGAGUCACCAUCAAGUUCCAAACAAAUAAAUAAACAGUCACUCAUCUCAAUGGGGCAAUAAAAUCAAAUACGGUCUGUGAAGAAACAUUGGGGGUAAUGAUCAUACAUUGAGAACACCUUCACACUUCUUAUAAUGAGGUUAAGUGAUUUGUACUUGUUUCAAAUCAUAAGAGGUUUGUUCUUAUUACUUAUCAGUUUGACACUGCUAUUCCAAGGCAUGCACUUGAGUAUUUUAGUUCAAUCUCCUUAUGGGCCCUUUCCAGUAAUAAAAACAAAUAACUACAUUUCCCCAUUUCUGUUAUCAAA
Molecule: messenger RNA, 1515 nt
Organism: Gavialis gangeticus (Gharial)
Lineage: Eukaryota; Metazoa; Chordata; Crocodylia; Gavialidae
Gene: PTGFR
Product: prostaglandin F receptor
Exons: 2
Coding region: 176-1270 (364 amino acids)
Biological process (GO): positive regulation of cytosolic calcium ion concentration; adenylate cyclase-activating G protein-coupled receptor signaling pathway; inflammatory response
Cellular component (GO): plasma membrane
Molecular function (GO): prostaglandin F receptor activity
Source: RefSeq, a predicted model, not a curated record